Messenger RNA from Aureobasidium subglaciale EXF-2481, 1990 nucleotides. RefSeq lists its product as uncharacterized. Gene Ontology annotation, molecular function: asparagine-tRNA ligase activity; ATP binding. Gene Ontology annotation, cellular component: mitochondrion. NCBI's taxonomy places the organism in Eukaryota, Fungi, Ascomycota, Dothideomycetes, Dothideales, Saccotheciaceae. Bases 64 to 1653 code for a protein of 529 amino acids. The record is from RefSeq and is a predicted model, not a curated record. The transcript has 3 exons. Gene Ontology annotation, biological process: asparaginyl-tRNA aminoacylation.
CUCGACACGACCAAAACUUCGACUCCGAUUCAUCUCACGUAGCCUUCCACAGAAGACCUCGGUAUGAAGACAUGGCGUAUUCUUAGUCAACGUACCUCGAGGACGAACAUCUCAGUGCGCCAGUUAUCAACAGUGCGCAAACCAGCAAACAUCGCAUCUUUACUCAGAACCUCUGCCGAGAACACAGAAGAGUCGUCACCAGAAAUUGAAGUCAAUGGAUAUGUACGGACCAUCAGAAAGCAGAAGCGCAUAGCUUUCGCCGCAGUUGGUGAUGGUUCGUCUUUGCAACCCGUUCAAGCUGUCUUGACGCCGGAUCAAGCUUUGGCUCUGUCUACCGGAGAUUCGAUCAGACUUCGCGGUAAAUGGCAGAAGUGUCCUCCAGGCAAAGCUCAAACACAUGAACUGCAAGUAUCCGAGGCCACCAAGCUCGGCUACAAUGAUGCAACAACGAACCCAAUUCAAAAGAAGUACCAAAGUCCGGAAUUUCUGAGGACACUUCCACAUUUACGAUCCCGACUCCCGUUCAACGCACUUGUACUUCAUCUUAGAUCUCAAGUCAUUGGCAGCAUCACAAACUUUUUCAACAAGGAAGGCUUUGUGCAGACACAUCCGCCUAUCAUCACCUCUUCGGACUGCGAAGGUGCAGGAGAGGUCUUCACUGUAUCUUCCAAUGCUUCCAAGGACGGCACACAAAAAUCUGAUGAUGGCGAAGUGGAGCACUUCUUCAGAUCACCGAAAUACCUAACAGUUUCAUCACAAUUACAUCUCGAAGCACUGGCACAAUCUGUCGGAAACGUCUGGACGCUGUCGCCAACAUUCAGAGCAGAGAAGAGUGAUACGCCCCGCCAUCUCAGCGAAUUCUACAUGCUCGAGGGUGAGAUGUGUUUCGUGGAUGACGCCAAUCAGGUCAUGGAUAUGAUUGAGAAUAUGCUCUCAACCAUGGCGAGCGAUUUGCAAGGAUCUCACAUCGUACAACAGAUUGUACAAGCAAAAUCGACUCAAACUUCUGAGGAAGCUGCUGAAGAAGGCGCAGUCACCGCAGAGGAGCUCUCUCGCCGUUGGCAAGGUAUGGCUAAGCCUGACUGGCCUAGAGUAAAAUACGCAAACGCAAUAGAGACACUCGAAGAGGCAAUCAAGCAAGGCACAGUCUUCCAAUUUACGCCUUCAUGGGAAGAAGGUCUGCAAGCCGAGCACGAGAAGUUCCUUGCCGAACACUUUGGCAAAGGUCAGCCUGUCUUCAUCACCGACUAUCCCAUCGAGCAGAAGCCUUUCUACAUGUCAAAGACUCCCGGCAGUGAUCGCACAGUAGCCUGCUUUGAUCUUUUGGUACCCGACCUCUGCGAACUGAUCGGCGGCUCAAUGCGCGAACACGACUUGAGUGGCAUUCAGAAAGUCAUGCAAGAACGCGGUAUGCUGCGCGAGUUGACACCAGAGCAACGAGCGGCCGGCGAGAGUGAGAUUGCAGACCACAAGCUCUAUGACGGCAAACAUGCAGGUACACUUGACUGGUAUCUCGAUCUUAGACGCUAUGGGAGUGUGCCUCAUGGAGGCUUUGGAUUGGGCUUUGACAGACUAUUAUGCUACUUGGCUGGAGUGGGUAGUAUCAGGGACGUGGUUGCUUUCCCACGCUGGUACGGACGCUGCGAUUGCUAGGCUUCAGGCUUCAGUUAUCAAGUGGUCUACACAAUAUCGAUUCUGUAAAUUAGUACAUCUAGACUUUCCACAGGAUAGGACGGUUUCCGAUGAGGCCGCGUGAAUGACAAUACACUGUGAGAGGGGUGAAUAGAUGUGAUCCCCUUGCGCCAGCGGUGAAAUGGCGACGGAUAGCUUGCCCCUAAACAGCGAGCGAGCAAAGCGACACCGGAGAGCUCGCUUCGCUUGCGGCUUCCCGUCAGCUUUAAGUUAUCUGAUUGACAAUUUCGACCGCUCAAUCUAUAUUGGCGCGGCAUGCAUGAUCUUCCAUGCUGGUACUUUGUUUGGAAUGGUGCGC